CGCAGGCGAACGCAUUCAGUGAGUAGCAACGUAACAGUGCCGGCGCCGCCGUCGGCCCCCGGUGCGCGCUAACGGCUGCCUCCGCCGCUUAACCGCCCCCGAGCGCCACCGCAGCCGCGUAGAAAUGGGUCCCGGUGUGGCGGACGAAACGAGGCCUAACCGCGCGCUGUCCUCGGCCGUCGAGCAGCAGUGAGGAGCGCGCGAGAGCGAGGAGCGGCAGCGGCCUAUCGAUCUGAAAAAGGAAGCCGGCACCGCGACCGUUUGUCGAGGCCACGGCGCCGCACCGCUUGCCGUUCGUGUUUCCUCCCGCUAACCCUCGACAAAUCGAUGUAUCGACAGCGGAGGAGGAGCAGCGGCGCGUUUAAGAUCUCGUCAGCCGCGCCGCAAGCAGCAGGCACUGACAGGGAGGCGGCUCCACAGCAGUGACAGCCGGCACGAACAGUAGCGAACCUCGCGGAAAGCGACCGACACGACUGUAAGAGGAGGAGCUGGGAGCGAAGAGGACGGCCAAGACAGGUGGAGGAAGGUAGCGGAGCGCGCAGAUGCUGACGUAGACUGCCCGAGAGAGACCGGUGAGCGCUACGCGGCAGGAUGGCGCAGUUCGGCAGAUUCCGCAUCCCGACGCUGGGGGCGGCCGUCAACGUGGCGUGGGAGACGCUGAAGGCGACGGUGCCCGAGUCGAGCCCGUGCCUCGACCUGAUCCGCGGCGGGGGCGGCGGCGCCGGGGGCGGCGGGGGCGCCGACCGGAGGGGCGGCGGCGGGGGCGGCGGCGGGGGCGGCGAGCGCGUGCGGUUCGCGCAGUUCGGCGGCCCGGGGGCGGCGGCCGGCGCCGAGACGACGGAGCUGGCCACCAUGUCCGGCGGGCCGCAGGCCGACGGCGCCGCGCCCGCCGUCGCCGAGGACGGCUUCGGCUACCAGCGCGCCGACAGCUUCGCCAGCGUCGACUUCGCCGAGGGCGGCGGCGGGGGCGGCGAGAGCGGCUACGAGGGCGGCGGCGGGAAGCACAGGAUCAACGAGUGGCAGGCCGCCUGGAACGUCACCAACGCCAUACAGGGAAUGUUCAUCGUGUCACUACCAUUCGCAGUGCUCCGUGGUGGCUACUGGGCAAUUGUUGCCAUGAUAGGCAUUGCAUAUAUCUGCUGCUACACGGGCAAGAUCCUGGUGGACUGCCUGUACGAGGAUGGGGUGCGCGUGCGGGACUCCUACGUCUCAAUCGCGAGUGAGUGCUUCGGGCCCAAGUGGGGGGCACGAGCUGUCAAUGUGGCACAGAUCAUCGAGCUGUUGAUGACGUGCAUCCUGUAUGUGGUGGUCUGCGGCGACCUUAUGGUGGGCACCUUUCCGGAGGGUGCCAUCGACACGCGUAGCUGGAUGAUGCUGAUCGGCAUACUGCUCGUGCCGCUCGGCUUCCUCAAGUCACUGCACCACGUCUCCAUGCUCAGCUUCUGGUGCACUAUGUCCCAUCUUGUUAUCAAUGCCGUCAUCCUCGGUUACUGCCUGCUGUACAUCGGAGACUGGGGAUGGUCCAAGGUCAAGUGGAGCAUUGACUUCGAAAACUUCCCCAUCUCCCUGGGUGUCAUCGUGUUCAGUUACACGUCACAGAUCUUCCUGCCAACACUCGAGGGCAACCUCAUAGACCCCUCCAAGUUCAACUGGAUGCUCAACUGGAGCCAUAUUGCUGCUGCCAUCUUCAAGUCCCUGUUUGGUUAUGUGUGCUUUCUGACCUUCCAGAAUAAUACGCAGCAGGUCAUCACCAAUAACUUACAUUCCCAGGGCUUCAAGGGCUUUGUUAACUUCUUUUUGGUGGUGAAGGCAGUGCUAUCUUACCCACUGCCAUACUAUGCUGCUUGUGAGCUCCUGGAACGUGCCUUCUUCCGUGGCCGACCCGAGACUCUGUUCCCGACCAUCUGGGCACUUGAUGGUGAGCUCAAGGUAUGGGGCUUGGCCUUCCGUGUUGGUGUUGUCACCUUCACUAUUCUUAUGGCCAUCUCCAUUCCACACUUUGCCAUACUAAUGGGUUUCAUUGGCAGCUUCACAGGCACGAUGUUGUCUUUCAUCUGGCCGUGCUACUUCCAUCUGAAACUGAAGAGGCCGAUGCUGGACUGGGGUACAGUUGCCUAUGACUGCUUUGUCAUUUUCCUUGGGGUCCUCUUUGGUAUUAUUGGAGUAUAUGAUUCUGGCUCUGCUCUAAUCAAGGCCUUUGAAAUAGGCCUGCCAUUCUGAAGUUGUAGUGAGUCUGUCAGUAGCCAGCUAA
Schistocerca piceifrons (Central American locust) is the source of this 2251-nucleotide messenger RNA. RefSeq names its product vesicular inhibitory amino acid transporter (gene VGAT). The transcript is spliced from 2 exons. Gene Ontology annotation, biological process: amino acid transmembrane transport. Gene Ontology annotation, molecular function: amino acid transmembrane transporter activity. NCBI's taxonomy places the organism in Eukaryota, Metazoa, Arthropoda, Insecta, Orthoptera, Acrididae. The record is from RefSeq and is a predicted model, not a curated record. Gene Ontology annotation, cellular component: vacuolar membrane. Bases 592 to 2220 code for a protein of 542 amino acids.